This is a messenger RNA of Trichosurus vulpecula (common brushtail), 8650 nucleotides long. RefSeq names its product nuclear receptor binding SET domain protein 1 (gene NSD1). Gene Ontology annotation, cellular component: chromatin; nucleus. Gene Ontology annotation, biological process: regulation of DNA-templated transcription. Bases 127 to 8334 code for a protein of 2735 amino acids. Gene Ontology annotation, molecular function: histone H3K36 methyltransferase activity; protein binding. Lineage: Eukaryota; Metazoa; Chordata; Mammalia; Diprotodontia; Phalangeridae. The transcript is spliced from 23 exons. The record is from RefSeq and is a predicted model, not a curated record.
AGACUCUUCUCUGAGAAAGGAGGGCCAGCAGAUGCCAGUAACUCAUCUUUGGGAUCUCCUGAAUAAGAGCUAUGAGAUGCCCUGACUGGGAAGGUGCUCCGGAACUCAGGUUGAUGUUGGCCCAGAAUGGAUCAAACCUGUGAACUGCCCAGAAGAAAUUGUCUGCAGCCCUUUUCCAAUACAGUGGAUUUAGAUGCCCCUGAAGAAAAGGACACCCCUUUCGGUAAUGGUCAAUCCAAUAUUUCUGAGCCUCUUAAUGGGUGUGCUAUGCAGUUAUCGGCUGCCAUUAAUAGUGGAACAUCCAAAAUUACUUAUGGACAAAAUCCAUCAUCUUGUUACAUUCCACUGCGGCGACUACAGGAUUUGGCCUCCAUGAUCAAUGUAGAAUAUUUAAAUGGGUCUGCUGAUGGAUCAGAAUCCCUUCAGGACCCUGAAAAGAGAGAUUCAAGAUCUGGGUCACCAAAUGUUUGCACUUCCUUGAGUCCUGGUGAUCCAAGAGCACUUGCUAUGAAACAGGAACCCACUUAUAAUGACUCCCCUGAGUUCAAGGUAAAAAUGACAAAGACUGUCAAGAAUGGGAUUCUACACUUUGACAAUUUUGUUUGUAUGGAAGAUGCAGAUACAGAUAUAGAGUCUGAAAUGGACACAGAGCAGCCAGGCACAGAGGAUGACAGUAUAGACGAAAACUUUGAGAAAACAAGGCAAGACCUAACUAAGACAAAUUCUACCUGCAAUUACAAGCCCCAAUCAGAGAAUGGUAUAGAAGUGCUCAUGGGAAUUGAACAAGACAGCCCAACAGAAAGUUGUGAAAUAAAGUCACCAGUUUUACCAUUAGCUCCUCAAAACGAAAUGCAGAAAAAUAAUCAAAGAACUGCCAUGGACAGCAGAAUUGAAAAGCCAGAGCUUCACCCAGGCCCCUGUUCACUAGGAGAUACAAAUAUUACAUUAGAAGAACAAUUAAACUCCAUAAAUUUAUCUUUUCAGGAUGAUCCAGACUCCAGUACCAGUACAUUAGGAAACAUGAUAGAAUUACCUGGAACAUCAUCAUCAUCUACUUCACAAGAAUUACAAUUUUGUCAACCCAAGAAAAAGCCUGCUCCCUUGAAGUACGGAGUUGGACAACUUGUCUGGGCAAAAUUCAACAGACGUCCAUGGUGGCCCAGCAGAAUUUGUUGUGAUCCAUUGAUGAACACUCACUCAAAAAUGAAAGUUUCCAGCCAGAGGCCUUAUCGGCAGUACUACGUGGAAGCCUUAGGAGACCCUUCUGAAAAAGCCUGGGUGGCAGGAAAAUCGAUUGUCCUAUUUGAAGGAAGACAUCAAUUUGAAGAGCUUCCUGUACUGAGGAGAAGAGGCAAACAGAAAGAAAAAGGCUACAGACAUAAGGUUCCUAAGAAAAUCUUGAGUAAGUGGGAAGCUAGCGUUGGACUUGCUGAGCAGCGAGAAGUUCCUAAGGAUUUUAAGGUCAGAAAGCGUAUCAGAACUUCAACGAAACUUGACAGUGAGGAAGAUAUGCCCUUUGAGGAUUGUACAAAUGAUCCUGAAUCAGAGCAUGAGCGAGUACUGAAUGGCUGCCUGAAAUCACUAGCCUUUGACUCUGAAACCUCUUCAGAUGAGAAGGUGAAGCCGUGCACUAAGUCUCGAGUCAGAAAGAGAUCCACAAGCCUCAAAAGGACUAGUAUGAAAAAAAGCAGCAUACCAUUUGAAGCUCAUAAAGAAGAAAGAAGGGAAAAGAUGACAGAGACUCUUGGCCUGAACUAUAUUUCUAGUGAUGUGUCUGAUAAGCAAGCUUCUACUGAACUAUGCAGAAUAGCAAGCAGUCUUACAGCAGCAUCCAACAACACCACAACAAACUACUUGUUUUCUUCACGUGGGAAAACCACUAUGAAAAAAGAGUUUGAGACUUCAAAUUGUGAUUCUCUGCUUGGUUUGUCUGAGAGUGUUUUGAUUUCUAGCAGUUCUGUGGAGAGAAAAAAACCACUCCGCAGCAUGGUUCCCAUUGCAAAGUCAUCCCGCCUGUGCUAUAUCAGUACUGGUGAUGAGGAAAAGAGAAGUGAUUCAGCCAGUUUAUGGACUACCUCUGAUGAUGAGAGCAGUGACAGUGAUCUGGAUCCAGUUGAUCAAAGUUCUGAGUCUGAUGAAAGUGCUCUAGAAAUCGCUGGCUCUUUUGAUAAGAAUGAAAGUGAGCUACCUAUGGAGAAAAAUGAAAAGGUUAAAUAUUCCAGGUAUCGCACAAAGAACACUAGAGAAACAGCAAGAAAGAAGUCUAGAAAAACUAGUUCACACCUAGACCAGUUGUUAGAUUGUACUAAAGCUCCUGACCCUGGGAGUGAAGAAUCUCAAGGUGCUGAUUCUGAUUCCAAAAUGCCCAUCAUUGCCAUAAACGACAAUCUUUCCACCAAAUAUACCAUGCCACAAAGCAUUUCCCAUGAGAAUUCUUUCAUAAAGAGUGGGCUUACUAAUCAACCUCUGUUACAAUCAAAACAUAACAAACAGCCUAAAGCCAGGAAUAUAAAAUGCAAACACAAAGAGAACCCUACUGCAGUUGAACCAUCUGUUUUAGAGGAGGAUUUCAGUUUAAAGUGCUGUUCUUCUGAUUCCAAAGGGUCUCCUUUAGACUGUGUUGUCAAAAGUGGGAAGCUUGAUAGUCUAAAACUACUGAGCAACAUGCAUGAGAAACCCAGGGAUUCUGCAGAAAUUGAAACAGCUGUUGUAAAACAUGUUCUAUCAGAGUUGAAAGAACUGUCUUAUAGAUCCUUAAAUGAUGACAUAAAUGACUCUGGAUCAUCUAAAAUAAACAAACCUUUACUUUUUCCUUCAUCUGGUCAAAAUCGUUUGCCAAUUGAGCCAAACUACAAAUUCAGCACCUUAUUGAUGAUGUUGAAAGAUAUGCAUGAUAGUAAGACCAAGGAACAGCAGCUAAUGACUACUCAAAAUGUGGUCUCCUAUCGUAGUCCUGGCCUUGGGGACUGUUCCAGCAACAGUGCUGCAGCUGGCUCAAAGUCACUGGUUUCAGGGGGCUUAACUCAUAAGGCUGAAAAAAAUGGAGAUUGUAUUCAGGACUCAAUCUGUCAAAACCCUGGUGGGAGUGAGUCUUCUCUCACCCGAGAGUCAUCUGGAACUUUAACUGGAUUGCUCGCUAAGAAAAGAAGGCUCACUGCUUCUGGUAAACGUCGAGCAAACUGUAUUACCCGGCGAAAUUGUGGAAGAUCCAAGUCAUCUAAACUGCAGGAUGGCUUCUUGGCACAAAGGGAAAAGGACACUAUAGAGAGCAAAGACUUAAAAUCAGAAAGGAAAAGGAAGCUAAACCAGACACCUAGUAUGACCACUGAGACUGCACUGGGUGAAUGCAAAGAUGUUCCAGGUUCAAUAAAUAAGUCUCUAAGCAGCAGGCCUGCAGAAUCGAAGAGAAAGCAGUCUCUUCAGUUAAUGGAACAUUUAACAGGUGAAGACUGUGCACAUUUUUCUGAUGUCCAUUUUGAUCCCAUGGUUAAAAAAUCUGACCCUGAUAAAAAUCCUGAAAAGUGCCCCUCUUUUGAAAAUGGGGAAGUCCUAGAGCUGGACUCUGAAAUGAACAGUGAAAGCUCCCUAAGUGAUGAAUCUAAUGAUGUAAACCAUGUGGCACCCAAAAAGCGGUGGCAGCGUUUUAACCAAAGCAGAGCUAAAACCAGUAAGCGCAUCAGUAGAUCUAGUAGGGAAAAGAACUCAAAGAGUGCCUUUGGGGGCCUGCACCCUUGUGACUUUCUGCUGGAGGGGAAUGAGGGCCCAGAGGAUAGGCCUUCCAGCCCUUCCAAGGUGCUAGAGGAAGAAAUUAAACAGAAUUGUGAGGGUCACUUAGAAAUAGUUGUGCCACAGUUGAAUGUGUGUGAUAAGCCAAACAAUGAUGGGCUGCACAGAGAAUCAGGGCUUUCCAAUUUUCCUCCACAGCCUGAGCUCUCCACACAAGCUGCACGCUCAGAAAAGAAACGUCUUAGGAGGCCAAGCAGGUGGCUUCUGGAAUAUACAGAGAAAUAUGAUCAGAUAUUUGCCCCCAAAAAAAAACAAAAGAAGGUGCAGGAACCGUUGUCUAAGGUAAGUUCCCUAAGAGAAAAUGAAGCCCAGACUACACAGUGCCAAUCUAGCACUGAUGUCCAGAAUAAGCCAGUGGAAGAGAGCUCUUCAACCAAAGAGGACCCUCCUGUCCUUGAGAGAGAGGCUCCAUUUUUGGAAGGACCAAUAGGUCAGUCUGAAGUUGGAGGUGGAAAUGCAGAGUUGCCAGAACUGACCUUGUCUGUGCCAAUCACACGCGAAGUUUCUUCUUGGUCUUCACUGGAUCCAGAGGAACCAUUACUGAAACCAAGAAAUUAUGAAAGUAAGCGUCAGAGGAAGCCAACAAAAAAGCUCCUUGAAUCCAAUGAUUUGGACCCUGGAUUUAUGCCCAAAAAGGGGGAUUUGACACUCCUUAGAAAGUGUUAUAAUACUGGUCACUUGGAGAAUGAUAUUUCUGGAUCAUGUACAACGCUCACAUCUUUGGAGUUUGGUGAAGGUACAAACAAGGUCUUUGAAAAACAAAGGAAGCGAAAGAGACAGAGACAUGUUCCUGCACAUUGCAAGAAAGUGAGAAAUGAAGACUCUUCACGGGAAGCUCAAAACUCUGAGGGAGAACCAAUUACUCCUGGGACCACUGCAAGCCCCAAAGAUGCCAUAGAAGAGAGUGUGGAACAUGAUCAUGGAAUGCCUGUAUCUAAAAAGAUGCAGGCUGAACGUGGUGGAGGAGCAGCUCUCAAGGAAAAUGUUUGCCAGAACUGUGAGAAAGUGGGAGAGUUGUUGCUGUGUGAGGCGCAGUGUUGUGGCGCCUUCCACCUGGAGUGUAUUGGCCUGACAGAGAUGCCAAAAGGCAAAUUUAUCUGCAAGGAAUGUCGAACAGGAAUUCACACCUGCUUUGUGUGUAAAACCAGUGGAGAAGAUGUUAAAAGGUGUUUACUGCCUCUUUGUGGAAAGUUUUACCAUGAAGCCUGUAUACAGAAAUAUCCACCAACUGUCCUACAGAACAAGGGUUUUCGGUGCUCUCUUCACAUGUGUAUAACCUGUCAUGCUGCUAAUCCAGCCAGUCUUUCUGCAUCUAAAGGUCGCCUAAUGCGCUGUGUCCGGUGUCCUGUGGCUUACCAUGCCAAUGACUUCUGUCUGGCUGCAGGGUCAAAGGUCCUUGCAUCAAAUAGCAUCAUCUGUCCUAAUCAUUUUGCCCCUCGGAGGGGUUGCAGGAAUCAUGAACAUGUUAAUGUUAGCUGGUGUUUUGUAUGCUCAGAAGGGGGAAGUCUUUUAUGCUGUGACUCUUGUCCUGCUGCAUUUCAUCGAGAAUGUCUGAAUAUUGAUAUCCCUGAGGGCAACUGGUAUUGCAAUGACUGUAAGGCAGGCAAAAAACCGCACUACCGAGAGGUUGUCUGGGUAAAAGUUGGCCGAUACAGGUGGUGGCCCGCUGAAAUUUGUCAUCCUCGAGCUAUUCCUUCCAAUAUUGAUAAGAUGAGACAUGAUGUUGGUGAAUUUCCAGUUUUAUUUUUUGGCUCAAAUGAUUACUUGUGGACCCAUCAGGCCCGUGUCUUUCCCUACAUGGAGGGAGAUGUCAGUAGCAAGGACAAGAUGGGCAAAGGAGUUGAUGGGACAUAUAAAAAAGCUCUUCAGGAAGCUGCUGUCCGUUUUGAGGAAUUAAAGGCCCAGAAAGAGCUAAGACAGCUCCAGGAAGACAGAAAAAAUGACAAGAAACCACCACCCUACAAGCAUAUCAAGGUGAACCGUCCAAUAGGCAGAGUUCAGAUCUUUACUGCAGACCUGUCAGAAAUUCCCCGAUGUAACUGCAAAGCUUCAGAUGAAAACCCCUGUGGCAUUGACUCAGAGUGCAUUAACCGAAUGCUCCUAUAUGAGUGCCAUCCUACUGUCUGUCCUGCGGGUGGACGCUGCCAGAACCAGUGCUUCUCAAAACGCCAGUAUCCUGAGGUUGAAAUCUUCCGUACAUUACAGCGAGGCUGGGGCUUACGGACAAAAACAGAUAUUAAAAAGGGUGAAUUUGUAAAUGAGUAUGUGGGAGAGCUAAUAGAUGAAGAGGAGUGUAGGGCUCGAAUCCGUUAUGCCCAAGAACACGACAUCACCAAUUUCUACAUGCUAACUUUGGAUAAGGACCGGAUUAUUGAUGCUGGCCCCAAAGGAAAUUAUGCUCGGUUUAUGAAUCAUUGUUGCCAGCCCAACUGUGAAACUCAGAAGUGGUCUGUCAAUGGAGAUACUCGAGUUGGGCUUUUUGCCCUAAGUGACAUCAAAGCAGGUACUGAACUCACCUUCAACUACAAUCUAGAGUGUCUAGGAAAUGGAAAAACUGUUUGCAAAUGUGGAGCACCAAACUGUAGCGGUUUCUUGGGUGUUCGGCCAAAGAAUCAUCCCAAUCCCACAGAAGAGAAAUCCAAGAAACUAAAAAGAAAACAACAGGUAAAGCGCCGAUCCCAGGGUGAGAUUACAAAGGAGAGAGAAGAUGAAUGUUUCAGCUGUGGGGACGCAGGGCAGCUGGUAUCCUGCAAGAAACCAGGUUGCCCCAAAGUCUAUCAUGCUGACUGCCUCAACUUGACGAAAAGGCCUGCAGGGAAAUGGGAGUGUCCAUGGCACCAGUGCGAUGUUUGUGGAAAAGAAGCUGCAUCUUUUUGUGAGAUGUGCCCUAGUUCCUUUUGCAAGCAACACCGAGAGGGAAUGCUGUUCAUCUCUAAACUGGAUGGUCGCCUGUCUUGUACAGAGCAUGAUCCAUGUGGCCCCAACCCUCUGGAGCCUGGGGAGAUCCGUGAGUACGUGCCUCCCCCUGUGCCGCUGACUUCAGGUGCAAACACUCAGCUAGCAGAGCAGCCUCCUGAGAUUCCUGCUCAAAGACCCCUGAUGGUGGACAAAGCCCCUGGGGCAAUGGGCCAAAGGCUCCAGCUGUCAGAGAAAACAUUAGUAGGAACAUGUCAGAGGCCACAGUUGUCUGAUAAACCACUUGUGAUGCCUGACUCCACACCCCAGUCACCAGAUAAGACCCCUGGAGUAUCAGGGCCAAGACCUCAGCCCUUAGAAUUAGGCCAGAGGCCAGCAGACACAUCUCUUGUAGUGUCAAGCCCCAGACCUCAACUAUCUGACAAACCUCCAUUGUCAGGCCCAAAACCCCCACCAACAGUUAGGUCCUCGGUAGCAGCUGGCCUCAGGUCCCAACUGUUGGACAGACCUCUAGCUUUAGCCAGCCCAAGGUCUCAAUCUUUGGAUAAGUCUUUGGGUUCUCUCAGCUCAAAGUCUCAGCAACUAGACAGGCCUGUAGUUACUACUGGACCGAGACUCCAGGCGUCAGACAAGUCCCCAGUGACAAAUGGCCCAAAGCCCCAGACCUCAGACAAGCCCCCAGUGACAACUGGACCUAAACCCCAGACCUCAGACAGGCCCCUUGCCCCUUUGGGCCAGAGACUCCCACCUUCAGAAAAAGUGCUGUCAGCUGUAGUCCAGAACCUUGUAUCUAAUGAAAAAGCACUAAGGCCUGUGGACCAAAAUACUCGGCCAAAAGAUCGAGCUACUAUGGUUAUUGAACUGAGUCCUCGUCAAAAGGAACGAGCAGCUUCACCUCAUGAAAUUACACCCCAGUCCACUGAAAAAUUACCAGUGCUGGAGCAGAGUCCCUGGCCUGUUAACAAAGCACUGGGACAAAUGCCUCGGGCAGCUGAGAAAGUUCACCCUUCCGAACCAGUCCUCCAAGCAUCUGGAAGAGCUUCAGUCCCUGUGGAACACACCUGGCAGGCUGGCAAAACACUCAUACAAGCCAGACUGAUCCCGCGGCCCCCUGCCAAGGGUUACUUGUUUGAACAGGCUCCUCGGGCCACAGGACGUGCACCUGUGUCAGUGGAGCAGAGCUCUGGGUCAUUCGGCAAAGCCUUAGCCUCAGGAGAGCCCAUGGCUGGAUCCCCACAACCCCCAGGGCUUGCCACAAAAGCAACACCAUUGAUGGUGCAAUCCCCUAGGCCCCCUGUCAAAUCACCAGACCUUGUUCCCCCAACAGAGAAACGAUCAGCAGUGACAGAGCACCCCCCCUGGGCUCUGGGGAAAUCCCCAGCAGGGUCCACUCCCUGGCCUGUGGGCAAAGUGCUGACUGCAGCCAAGCUGAGUCCUGGUCCUACUGGGGCAGACCAGCCAUUGGCACAGACUUGUCGGUCACCUGGGAGUCCACAGACAUUGGCACAGACUUGUCGGCCCCUUGGCAAAGGGCUACUCAAAGGGCCAGACCCUAAGCCUGAGCAAAGUGCAGUACCAGCUCUUAACCAGACCCCUUCCAGCCAUGAGCCUGCAGAGUCAAAACAGAAGUGAUGAUAGUAAAUGCCAUGUGGCCAGACAAGGUUUGCCCGCUGGGGUAUUGUUUGGGGAGGGAAGUCUUUUCUUUCUCUCUCUUUCUUUUUUUUAAAAAACAAAAAACACACACAAAAAAAACCAACAUCCCUUUUCCAUUGUCAUCCUUCCUAUAUUCCCCAGUUCUCAGAAACUCUUGUGACAUUAGCCAGUGGGGGUGGCUUGAGUUAUCAAUGUACCAAAUUCUAAGUGGGGGCCCCCAACCAAGGAGACAGACUGUGGUCCUUUUUCCUUCUUUUUACAUAUGGUAAACUUGAAAUAAAAAUUCCACUCUGGA